AUGUCUUACGAUCGAGUGCUUCCCGCCCCGGUUGCUGUGCGCCAUGAGUCUUCAGGCUCAAAUUUUCUCCACAGCAAUCCAUUCGAACACAAGAUUAUGAAUGAUCUCCCAAUGUCCCAUGGCGCUCUGCCACACCGGCCAGAACCUCAAGCCGGAACCUGCAGGUAUCCCGAAUAUCGUCCCAACGCGGUCCCUCAGAUCCACCAGCAGAUUGCCAUGUAUCACGGCAAGGCUGAACCCUAUACUCCACCGAUCGACAAGCACUCCAUCGUGGACGCUUACCCACGACAACACUCUAUCUCAACGGCUCCUCUUCCUUUAAGAGAGCGCUCCCCUCCUUCCUCGGGUAGCUCUAGUCCAGUCAAAUCGAGCAAGGAAGAGUAUGCCAGCCAGUGGUGUCUCUGUAAGCCGGAUCCGAAAAUUCCCCGGCCUCGCAAUGCUUUUAUCUUAUACCGUCAGCACCACCAAGCAGCUGUCGUUACACACAAUCCUGGUCUUGCUAAUCCAGAAAUCUCAAAAAUCAUCGGCAUGCAAUGGAGAGCGUUGAAAGAGGGAGAAAAGAACGAGUGGAGAGCACUGGCAGAGGAGGAAAAAGCCCGCCAUGCUCAGCAAUAUCCAACUUAUCGAUAUCAGCCAAAACGAGCUGGUCGUGACGGAAAUACUCGCCAUUCAGGCUCUGGAAUCAGCCACAAUCCAUCCGGAGCCUCGACAUGCAACUCUUGCGGCGGUAGAAUCAUGAAUGCACCCACUUCUCCAAUGACUCCGUUCACCCCAACAGGUCGAUCAGCAAGCAUCUCCGGUCCCGUACCAGGGCGACCACCGACGGCAAUCAUGUCAGUAAGAAGCUCACACGGUGGCGAGAAAGAGCUCAAGCCGAUCAAAAUCGAUCAGCUCGACCACCGUGUACGACCUCGGAGAUUUGACGACGCCGGCGAACAAUCCCCAGAUCUCAAGCGCCGCCGUGUCUCUCACGCAUCAAUAAAGUCCGACCUACCGGUCCACCGAAACCGAAGUCCAGACUCUGUAUCCCCCUACCCAAUGUCCCCAUAUCAAUAUAACGCCACAAUUCAACAGCAACAGCAACAAAGACACCCACUCCCAUCAAUCAGCCGACCUUUCAACAACGGUCCCCCAGUUCCCGGCCAACCAGCCGCACCGGAGUCAAGUCUUAAACUCGCACCUUUGAAAACCUCCACGCCGAUAAUGGCCCCGCUCACUCCAUUCUCGCAAGACGCAUCCAACGCCUCCGUCGAGGCAACUGUCAUGACAAUCCCAUACCUGAAUAAGAUCAAAGUCCUGGCCAAAAUAUCCCCACCCUUGCAACCGACUUUCCGCCAGUCCCCCGUCAUGCGUGGGCCCGUCAUCGCCAUCGACGGCCAAGACCCAAUUCUCGUCCAGUGCGCCGUGAACUACCUAGAACACACAUUCAAAAAGGAAGCAAAGCACCACGUCCGCAUCUUCCAAGGCCCAACAAUCAAAGACCCCACAGCGGAAUCUUCCUCCGACCCAACAGUCGAAUACCUCGACACAAUCUCCUCCUGGCACCGCGUCUCAGACGAAGUAAAAGACUUUGUCCGCACGCUCAACGGAAACGGAAGCGGGAAUCCAAAUCCAAAUCCAGCCACCGAACCACUCCACGACGACGGCUCAGCCAGUCCAAAAACCCUCAUUCCCAAAACGGCCUCCAUGCACAUCAAUUCACCCAAUUCAAGCGAGGCUGGCUCCGACCACUCCACCAGCACAAGUACUUCUCUCACAGCGCUGCCGCUGGCCCUCGUGCCGCGGUAUCAACUGACGACGGCGGAUGCAUUCGCGUGCUCGAUUCCGAUCCGAGACUCGUAUACUUCUCUCGAUCAUUGGCAGUGGAUGGCGAGUUUGUGGCGGACUUGUGCGGGGCCCGAUAUCACUGUUUAUAUUCGUGAGUGUAGUCGGGAGGAGCUUGGGCGGUUUGGCAAUAAUGCUGUUGAGAUGCGGUUGCAGGAUGCUAGGACUAUUGUUAUUCGGAAGGUUAUGGGAUCACCUGGCAUGCUUGAGGAGAAGGCGUUGAAGAGGGUGGGUUUUGAGAUUGAGGAUUUUUUGACGCAGUGA
Messenger RNA from Penicillium manginii, 2088 nucleotides. Its product is annotated as putative HMG box transcriptional regulator. The record is from RefSeq and is a predicted model, not a curated record. NCBI's taxonomy places the organism in Eukaryota, Fungi, Ascomycota, Eurotiomycetes, Eurotiales, Aspergillaceae. The transcript is spliced from 3 exons. Gene Ontology annotation, molecular function: DNA-binding transcription factor activity, RNA polymerase II-specific; RNA polymerase II cis-regulatory region sequence-specific DNA binding. Gene Ontology annotation, biological process: anatomical structure morphogenesis; negative regulation of transcription by RNA polymerase II; cell differentiation. The coding region runs from base 1 to 2088 and encodes 695 amino acids.